AUGGCACACGAAGAUGAGAGGAAUUCUGCAAUGGCUUCACCACUACUACCAGCCACCCAAAUUGAUCAAAACUGCCAAGAUUGCUGCCGUGUUAUGUUUUCGCCACGAUGCUUGUUGACUGUACAGUCUAUGCACGGUGUUCUUUUGGCAAUAUUUGCCGCCAUCUUGUAUUCUGCUGCACAUUAUUGCAUGCGAUUGGUUCAAGAAGUUGGGGGUGUUGGGCCAUUGCAGACGUCUUUCUUUAUAAACAUGGGGAUGAGCAUAUGCAUCAUACCAAUAAUAAUAUGCAAGUCAAUCAAUAUCAUGGGUGAAAGUCACAAAGAACGAGGAAUUUUAAUAACAAUCGCAGGUCUGUAUACAGGAUCACUACUUGCAUUAGUAAAGGCAUUAAUACUGGGAUCUAUCGGCAAUGUUACUGGAAUUUUACGCGGAACAAUGCCAAUUGUAACACCUAUACUGUCAAUGAUAAUACUCCGUGAAUCAUAUAAAAUCGUUGACGGUUUAGUAACUCUAAUUAGUAUUUGUGGUAUAUUGCUGAUGGCACGGGCACCAGAGAUAUUUGGAUUGGAAACUCAGUUUGAAGAAGUGGAUUCUCACGAACUUAGUGCGUAUAUGUUGACAGUAUUCGCUGGUACACAGAUGUCUCUCUGUGUUGUAUUAAUGAGGUAUUCGAAUGAAAAUGUUCUUGUAACACUGUGUUGGAUCAGUAUGUUUGGUUCUUUGUCAUUUUCAUUUUUUACCAUCAUAUUCGAAAUACCAAAAUGGGCUAUGGAUACAGAAACAGCAUUGGUAAUUGUGGGAAUGAUUAUUUCAACGUUAUUGGGAACAGUGUGUCGAAUAAAAGCGCUUCAUUUGAUAGAAGCCACACCAGUUAUUUUAUUGUCGAACUUGCAAAUAGUUGUAGCAUUUCUGUUACAAACGUAUGGGUUGCAUGACAAUCCUGAUUUUUACUCUAUUUUGGGGGCCGGUGUUAUUUUACUCGGGGGGACAAUAUGUGCUGUAAACACCUGGUGGAGGGACUAUCACCAUAAGUGA
Molecule: messenger RNA, 1035 nt
Organism: Saccoglossus kowalevskii
Lineage: Eukaryota; Metazoa; Hemichordata; Enteropneusta; Harrimaniidae
Product: solute carrier family 35 member G1-like
Cellular component (GO): membrane
Source: RefSeq, a predicted model, not a curated record